Molecule: messenger RNA, 2345 nt
Organism: Clarias gariepinus (North African catfish)
Lineage: Eukaryota; Metazoa; Chordata; Actinopteri; Siluriformes; Clariidae
Gene: hbae4
Product: Hemoglobin subunit alpha-D-like
Exons: 3
Coding region: 45-476 (143 amino acids)
Biological process (GO): hydrogen peroxide catabolic process; oxygen transport
Cellular component (GO): haptoglobin-hemoglobin complex; blood microparticle; hemoglobin complex
Molecular function (GO): oxygen carrier activity; oxygen binding; haptoglobin binding
Source: RefSeq, a predicted model, not a curated record
UUUUUUUCCCUUUUCACGUAGUACUUUAAAAUAUAUUGAUCGCAAUGCUUUCACAGCUCGAGAAACAAAUACUCAUAGACCUGUGGCACAAACUGACACCAGAGGCAGAAGAUAUUGGAGGUGAAGCACUGUACAGAAUGUUUACAACGUUCCCCAAAACCAAGACCUACUUUGGUCACCUGGACCUCAGUUACGGUUCUGAGCAUUUGCGCUCUCUGGGGAAGAAGAUCGUGCUGGCCAUAGCGGAGGGAACGACGCACAUAAGCACUCCGCUUUUCACCAGCAGUCUGGGCUACCUCAGCAGAUUUCAUGCCUAUCAGCUGAGAAUCCACCCGACCAACUUCAAGCUGUUUAAUCACUGUAUGCUGGUGACUUUAGCUUGUCAUUUGGGGGAGAACUUCUCAGCUGUUGAACACGCAGCGACUGAUAAGUAUCUCUCAGCUUAUGCAGCGGUGCUGGCGGAGAAGUUCAGAUAGGAAUGUUCAUCAUCAUCAUCAUCAUCAUCACACGUGUCUCUUUCCACAUUUCGAAUAAGAGGUCUAUACACCGCAUUGUUUUUCUUUCAUUAUUUCUUUUAUUAUUAUAUUAUUCCUUAUUUAAUUAUUGCUGUAAAUAGAUGCUGUAAACUGUUCUUAAACUAAAUACACUUUCAUAUUUGUCAUUUUUGUUAUUUAAUAAGACAGUAGAGAAACUAUCGGCGAUGGCAGGUGAGAUUUGUGCCUUGCCGUAUCUAAGCUUAGGACAGACAAGUUUAACCUUGGACAGACAGUCAGUCCUGUAUGAAUUUAAAAGGACGUUUAAAUCCCGCGACUUUGUGUUGGCCUUGAAGGCUUUAUUUCAUCUCCCUCUAGUGGUAGAUCAGACAAACUACGAUGUAAACUUUAGUAUACAGUAGGCUCUUAAGCAAAAAAAAAAAAAAAAAAAAAAAUAUAUAUAUAUAUAUGUUUGUGUGUGUGUAAAAUUGCCAUUUUUGUCACUGACUUAUUCCAAGGGACAUCAACGCCCAAGUCUUUUGGUUUAACAUCUUUAAGUGGCUAAAAGAUUUCCAUACUUUCCACUUUUUUUCUUCAACUUCAAGCAGAUGAAGCUUCUGUGGAACUUUUUGAAGUACUUCAUAAAGUAAAUCAAAGUCAAAAAGAUCAUAAGUAAGUGUGGUACAGAGUUUACAGGGAGAAAGAGCAAGAGAGGAGAAAUGAUAAUGAUGGUUAAUAAGAAGAUUGAGUGGCAGUUAUGAUUAUUAAACAAUGAGAAAACACUGCAUUUUUAAUAGUUAUUAUUUAUACAGACAUACAUUAUAUAUAUAUCUAUAUAUAGUGACUUAUGACUUAUGAAGUCACUUUUAGCUUUGGAUGCUACAAUGCACAUAAUGUGGUGGCCAGUUAAUUUGUGAAAAUGAGUCCUUAUGCCUCCAGAACCACUCUUUCACGAUUUCAGUCCUAGAAUAUGCCUGUUACAUUAGGGUAGAAAAACUCCAUAGAUUUUAUAUCCUAGUCAUUAAGUACAUUCACAUUCAGUACAUACAUAAGUUGAUUUUAUUUUAUUGUCACAUAAUAUUGCUGAGCCUAGAACUGACCCACUCCCUAGCAAAUUGGAGGCUUUUUUUCUUCUGAUGCAUCUCACUAACAAAUGGUUUUCUUAUGGCCACACGACUGUUGAGUCCAAAUCCUGUGAGUUAUUACAUUGUUUGUGGAUGAAAAUGCUCUUAUUUCACUAUUAAGCAUGGUUGUUACUGUUGAUUCUUUUGUCACCUGUUGUCAAUAAAUCUCCAUUUAGGAUUAUUUCUACCACAUUUUUUCCAGAAAUUUGACAGUUUAGCAAUAUCGAUGCAGAAGUCCAUGCUAUCCUGGUCUAAUUCAAAAGUAUAAAAAGCAAGCUACUGGACAAAAGAGUUACGAUCAACAGGAUAAUUCAUCCCAACAUGACUCUUUCUGGACAGGAUAAGAACAUAAUGAAAACCCUAUGUGCAAAGAUUGUCCUGAGUGCUGAUCAGUUCAUUUUUCAUACAUGAUGCUACUUCAUGAGCUAAUUAUGAGGAGCAAUAAAGCUUAUCUGGGAAAAAUGCAUGAUUAUGUGGUAUGGAUUUCCGCAGUAUUUUUGUUCAUUUUUUAAAGAGUAAUAAAUGUAUAGCUAAUUACUGUCUACACAUGAUGGUUUGAAGUUACAGCUGCAGUUUCCCUUAGACUUGCCAUAAAAAGCUUUUUUUUAAAGCGGGGUUUAAGGUAGGUCUAUAUUACAUCCUGUAUCAUUUAAAAGGAAGGAACUAUACAUUUCCUUGUGAUAUAGAGAGCUUCAUCUCUACAGGGAGCUACAGCGUUUAUAAUAUCUCAAGGUUAAAAAAAACACAC